This is a messenger RNA of Coregonus clupeaformis (lake whitefish), 9077 nucleotides long. RefSeq names its product centromere protein E (gene cenpe). The transcript has 62 exons. Gene Ontology annotation, biological process: microtubule-based movement; mitotic cell cycle. Bases 93 to 8879 code for a protein of 2928 amino acids. The record is from RefSeq and is a predicted model, not a curated record. Gene Ontology annotation, molecular function: ATP binding; plus-end-directed microtubule motor activity; microtubule binding. NCBI's taxonomy places the organism in Eukaryota, Metazoa, Chordata, Actinopteri, Salmoniformes, Salmonidae. Gene Ontology annotation, cellular component: microtubule.
CAAAAUCAACUGCUGAGGCUAGCCAGAAAGCUAACGUUAUUCAUCGAGUGAAAGGUAUCUAGUUAGCUGGCAGAGAAAGGGACAUUUUCACAAUGGCAGAGGAAUCUGCUGUCAAAGUCUGUGUACGGGUUCGACCUCUGAUAGAAAGGGAGGAAACUGCUGCAGAAAGUGCCGAGCCAGUCAAGUUGUAUUGGAAAACUGAUAAGCAGACAAUUCAUCAGGUUGAUGAUGGAAAUUUUACCAAGAACUUCAGUUUCGACCGUGUAUUUAGUGCUGAAGAAACAACUCUGCAGCUGUACCAGGAACUUGCAAAGCCUCUUGUUGUCUCCACUGUUGAAGGUUAUAAUGGAACAAUAUUCGCUUAUGGACAAACUUCUUCUGGAAAGACUUUCACUAUGAUGGGGAGUUCUCUUACUCCAGGAGUUAUACCCCUUGCCAUGGAGGAUGUCUUCCAGACUAUAAAAAAUUGUCCAAAAAAGGAGUUCCUCCUGAGGGUGUCAUACUUGGAGAUCUACAAUGAAACAGUGACAGAUUUGCUCUGUGACAGUUGGAAAAGGAAACCUCUAGAAAUCCGAGAGGGGAACAAUAAAAACGUCUAUGUAGCUGACCUAACAGAGGAGCUGGUGACAUCUCCUGAGCAAGCCCUUGCUUGGAUUAGAAAAGGAGAAAAGAAUCGCCAUUAUGGAAAGACAAAAAUGAACCAGCGAAGCAGUCGUUCACACACAAUUUUCCGCAUGAUCUUGGAGAGUCGUGACAGGGGUGACUCUGCAUCCGGUGAAAAUUCAGACGGAGCCAUUAUUGUGUCCCAUUUGAAUUUGGUUGACCUGGCUGGGGCUGAGCGAGCUAGUCAAACAGGUGCUGAAGGUACACGUUUCAAAGAAGGAUGUAAUAUAAAUCGCAGCCUGUUCACACUCGGUCAAGUGAUCAAGAAACUGUCUGAUGAAACCCAGAAGGGUUUCACUAACUACAGGGACAGUAAACUCACCCGCAUCCUCCAAAAUUCCUUGGGUGGAAAUGCAAAAACUGUCAUCAUCUGCACCAUCACCCCAGUUACUCUGGAAGAAACACUUAGCACUCUUCAAUUUGCUAGUGCAGCAAAGAACAUGAAGAAUGACCCGCAUGUCACAGAGGUUUCUGAUGACGGAGCCCUUCUGAGAAGAUACAGAAAUGAAAUUGUUGACCUCAAGCGCCGACUUCAUGAGGUCUCCUCAGUCACUCAAACAACCGCGACAGAGAAGGAGACUCUGUCCCAGAUUUUGCAAGAGAAGGAUCAGCUCCAAAGAGAACAAGAGGACCGGAUUAAGAAUUUAACCAAACUUCUAGUCACUUCGUCAAACUUCGUUACCAUCAAAAAGAUGCCGAAACGAAGGGUUACGUGGGGUGGAAAACUGCCAUCACCAGCCUUCCACCAUGCUGGAGAGUCUGACCUAAGCUUUGCUGAGCCUUUUCUCAAAAAGAGAAAAGCUGAUAUGUCUGUCUUGACAGAGCAGAAUGAAGAUGGCGAGGAGUUAGAUUCUACCUUUGACAUGGAGAUGAACCAGAGCAGUCUGACCGUGCGUGGUUUUGCAGAAAGUGAAUUUUUUUCUCCAAACCAGCUGAACAAAUUGUCUGAGAAGGUGUCUUGUCUGGAGCUCCAGCUGGAAAAUGAGACUCAGCAGAAGCAGGAGGCCAUGGAGAAAGUGGAGACUUUUCAGAGGAGGGUUGCUGAACUGGAGACGCAACUAGAAGAAAAGUCACAAAUGCCCGCUGAUGCACAGCUGGAAAUUGAAGUUCAGCAGAACCAGGAAGCCAUGGAGAAGGUGGCAACUUUCGAGAUGAGGGUUGCUGAACUGGAGAAGCAACUAGAAGAAAAGUCACAAAUGCCUGCCAAUGCACAGGCGCAGGAGGCCAUGGAGAAAGUGGAGACUUUUGAGAGGAGGGUUGCUGAACUGGAGACGCAGCUAGAAGAAAAGUCACAAAUGCCCGCUGAUGCACAGCUGGAAAUUGAAGUUCAGCAGAACCAGGAAGCCAUGGAGAAGGUGGCAACUUUCGAGAGGAGGGUUGCUGAACUGGAGAAGCAACUAGAAGAAAAGUCACAAAUGCCUGCCAAUGCACAGGCGCAGGAGGCCGUGGAGACUUUUGAGAGGAGGGUUGCUGAACUGGAGACGCAGCUAGAAGAAAAGUCACAAAUGCCUACUGAUGCACAGGAGCAAAUGAAAAAGGGAUUUGAAGAGACUAUUCAACUCUGUGAGACGUUGGUGUCUGAGAAGGAAAUGGUUGCUACUGAGCGUGAUUAUCUCAAGCAGGAGCUCAACAUCCUAAUGGAACAGACUGAAAACUUGAAAAAAGAAAAGGCUGCACUUCUUCAGGAGAUGGAGGAGAAGAAGGAGAUAGAUGAGUUCAAUUCUCUGGAAGAGGAGAGCAAAAGAGAAUAUGAGAAAGAACUACUGAAUGACAUUUCCUCCUUAAAGAAGGCCAUGGAGGCCUCGGGACGCAAAUCUCAAGAGCUUGAGGCUAAUCUGCUGUCAAUGUCAGAGGAGCUGAAAAAGAAAGGCGACUGGGCAGAGGAACUACAAAGAUCGAGUGACAUUGACUUGGUCCAACAAGUGAAGCAGCUGCGACGCUCUCUGGACGAUGCUGAGGGGCUGAGCCGUGACACUAAGAAGGAGUGGGCCCACCUGCGCAGUGAAAAUAUCUCACUCAAAGAGAGGGCUGUGACAAUAACUGCUGGCUAUGAAAGGAUGGAAGCUGAGGUGAAUGGCCUUCGCUAUCAGUUGGAGACAGAAAAAUCUCGCUUCAAAAAGAUGCAGGUUGACCUUCAGAGGGAGUUACAGGGAGCCUUUGAGGAGAACACCAAGCUUACUACUCUUCUGGAUGGAAAAGUUCCCAAAAAUCUCAUAGACCGCUUUGAACUUGAGAAAACUGUUGCUGACCUGAAGAAAGAGCUGGAGAAGUCUCAUGAAGAUGAGAGAACCCUACAAGCUAAGAUCGAGGAUUUGAGUGCACUGCAGGAUCUUCCAGAUAAAGUGGACAGUUUGAUGAAGCAGGUAUGUGAUCUCACUGAGGAGCUGUGUGCAGUCCAACAAGAGAAAGACAUGCUGGUGUCUGCUAAGGCCUGCAGUGAGGAAGAAGCUCAUCAACUCAGAGAAAAUGUCCAGAGCUCCCAGGAGCAGCUAGUCAAACUGCUAGAUGACCUGAGCAAAGCAGAGUUAAGGGAAAACAACCUAACCCAGCAGUGUGCUGACAUCACUGAGCAACUGGAGACUCUCCGUAAGGACUUGGAGCGCUCUUCUGUGGAGAACAGUCAGCUUCUUACUACUGUGGAGGAGUCCAGCCUGAGACUGAAGGAGAAUGAAGAGCGUCGAGCAUCAAUUGAAGAUCAAUUGUGUGGAAUGCAACAAGUCAUGAAAGAGUUGGAGGAGAAGCUUGCUGACAGUGAAUCAUCCAAGGAACAAUAUGACAAUUUAUCCCAGGAACGCCAAGAUCAGAUAAGGCAGCUGAGUGAGGAGUUGAUACAGGUCCAGGCAGAACUAAAACGGCAACAUCAUCUGAACUCGGAACAGCAGGCAUGUGCCCAACAAGAUGAUCAACAUCAGCUACAAAUACAGGAACUACGGGCUGCAUUGGAGUCCGUGACAGAGGAAAGGUGCCAGUUGAACAGUGACUUACAGCAAAAUAUGGAAAUGGCUGCAGAGACUCAGGGAUGUCUCCAUUCCAUCCAAGAGGAGCUCAGACAACAGAGACAACUGAACUCUGACCUUGAGAACCAACGUUUACAGAAGGAGACACUACUAGAACAGCAGAUGAAGCAGCUGAGUGAUGAGCUGGAAUCUGUGCAAGCUGAGAGAGAGCUUCUCCUGUCUGAGAAGACAACCGUCCCUCAGAAUCAUGCGGAGUUGGAGAAGCUUCUCUCUACUGUGACCUCACUAACUGAAGAGAGAGACCAGCUCCAGGAGAUACUGGGAGGAGUCAGAGAGGAGAGGAACCAACUCAAGAGAAACCUGGAGGAGAAUGUGGAGAUGAUGAUUGAAAACCAGGAGGAGUUACGGGUGGCACUUGAAAAGAUACACCAUCAAGAGGAAAAUAUGAAACCUAUGGAGACUGCAAAUCUAGAGGAGCUGAAAAGUCAGAUGAAGCAGCUGAAGGAGGAGCUUGUGUCUGUGCGAGCUGAGAGCGAGCGCCUCCUGUUUGAGAAGACAGACAGCCCUCAGAAUCAUGCAGAGGAGUUGGAGAAACUGCUCUCUUCUGUGACCUCACUAACUGAAGAGAGAGACCAGCUCCAGGAGAUACUGGAGGGAGUCCGAGAGGAGAGGAACCAACUCAAGAGAGACCUGGAGGAGAAUGUGGAGAUGCAACAUCUGAACUCUGAACACCAGCCCCAUAGAGAACAUCAGGAGACUGACCUACGUCUGCAGAUGCAACUAGAGGCAGUGAAGGAGUUAGAGGAGCAACUGGAAGCAGUUAAAGAGGAGCGGAGCCAGCUGAAGACUGACCUUCAGGACAAUGUGGAGAUGAUGAUUGAGAAUCAAGAGGAAUUAAGGGAGUCUCAAGAGAAGAUCAAAUCGCUACAGGGGAAAAUCCAACAACUUAAGACUCAGAAUGCUGAUAUUGAGACAAGAUUGAACAACCUAAAUGGUCCAGAGAAUACAUCCUGUCUAGGAGAGCUGCAAAACCAGAUAAGGCAGCUGAAUGAGGAGCUUGAGUCUGUGCGAGCUGAGAGAGAGCGUCUCCUGUCUGAGACGACGGACAGCCCUCAGAGUCAUGCAGGGGAGUUGAAGCUGCUCUCUACUGUGACCUCACUGACUGAAGAGAGAGACCAGCUCCAGGAGAUACUGGAGGGAGUCCGAGAGGAGAGGAACCAACUCAAGAGAGACCUGGAGGAGAAUGUGGAGAUGAUCAUACAAGUACAGACAGAACUUAAACAUCAGCAACAUCUGAACUCAGAACAACAGACUGAGAGGGAACAUCAAGAAGCUCAACUUCGGCAACAAAUACAGCAGCUAGGAGAGGAACUGGAAAUCAUGACACAGGAGAGGCGUCAGUUGAAGGGUGACCUGCAGGAAAAUCUGGAGAUGGCUGCAGAGACUCAGGGACUUCUCCAUUCCAUCCAAGAGGAGCUCCGACAACAGAGACAACUGAACUCUGACCUUGAGAGCCAAAGUUUACAGAAGGAGUCUCUUCUAGAACAGCAGGCUAAGCAGCUGAGUGAGGAGCUUGAGUCUGUGCGAGCUGAGAGAGAGCGUCUCCUGUCUGAGAAGACGGACAGCCCUCAGAAUCAUGCAAAGGAGUUGGAGAAGCUGCUCUCUACUGUGACCUCACUAACUGAAGAGAGAGACCAGCUCCAGGAGAUACUGGAGGGAGUCCGAGAGGAGAGGAACCAGUUUAAGAGAGACCUAGAGGAGAAUGUGGAGAUGUCCAUCAAAGUCCAGGAUGAGUUGAAACAUCAGCAACAUCUGAACUCAGAGCAGCAGACUGAGAGGGAACAUCAAGAAGCUCAACUUCAGCAACAAAUACAGCAGCUAGGAGAGGAACUGGAAAUCAUGACACAGGAGAGGCGUCAGUUGAAGGGUGACCUGCAGGAAAAUCUGGAGAUGGCUGCAGAGACUCAGGGACUUCUCCAUUCCAUCCAAGAGGAGCUCCGACAACAGAGACAACUGAACUCUGACCUUGAGAGCCAAAGUUUACAGAAGGAGUCUCUUCUAGAACAGCAGGCUAAGCAGCUGAGUGAGGAGCUUGAGUCUGUGCGAGCUGAGAGAGAGCGUCUCCUGUCUGAGAAGACGGACAGCCCUCAGAAUCAUGCAAAGGAGUUGGAGAAGCUGCUCUCUACUGUGACCUCACUAACUGAAGAGAGAGACCAGCUCCAGGAGAUACUGGAGGGAGUCCGAGAGGAGAGGAACCAGUUUAAGAGAGACCUAGAGGAGAAUGUGGAGAUGUCCAUCAAAGUCCAGGAUGAGUUGAAACAUCAGCAACAUCUGAACUCAGAGCAGCAGACUGAGAGGGAACAUCAAGAAGCUCAACUUCAGCAACAAAUACAGCAGCUAGGAGAGGAACUGGAAAUCAUGACACAGGAGAGGCGUCAGUUGAAGGGUGACCUGCAGGAAAAUCUGGAGAUGGCUGCAGAGACUCAGGGACUUCUCCAUUCCAUCCAAGAGGAGCUCCGACAACAGAGACAACUGAACUCUGACCUUGAGAGCCAAAGUUUACAGAAGGAGUCUCUUCUAGAACAGCAGGCUAAGCAGCUGAGUGAGGAGCUUGAGUCUGUGCGAGCUGAGAGAGAGCGUCUCCUGUCUGAGAAGACGGACAGCCCUCAGAAUCAUGCAAAGGAGUUGGAGAAGCUGCUCUCUACUGUGACCUCACUAACUGAAGAGAGAGACCAGCUCCAGGAGAUACUGGAGGGAGUCCGAGAGGAGAGGAACCAACUCAAGAGAGACCUAAAGAAGAAUGUGGAGAUGAUGCAGCAGCUAGAGGAAGAAUGCACAUACAUGAGAGAUGAGAGGACCCAGAUUCAGGGAGACCUGCAGGAAAAUAUGGAGAUGGUCAUAGAAAUGCAGAGGACAUUAGAACAGCAGCGACAUCUGAACUCACAACAGCAGGCUGAGAGCGAACAACAAGAGGCCCAACUUAAACAACAAGUCCAGCAUCUUGAAGAGCAGUUGGAGAUGGUGAAAGAUGAAAGGAGCCAGCUGAAGAGCAACCUUCAGUACAACAUGGACAUGAUGAAGCUGCUGGAGGAGGAAUUUAAAGGUUUCAAAGAAGGACAGUCUCACUUCAAAGUCGAAGCAGAAACCUCACAUAAGAUGCUUAGUGAUGCGAAUGCGACCAUCUCCAUAUUGACAGAGCAGAUCAAUAACCUGGAGCAGAGCACCAACUGUUGUACCACCAGGGCAGGCGAGGGACUGUGCUCCAGACUGGAAGCUUCUACUCAGCAGCUCCAGGUGUCCUUCAUGAGGUUCCAGCUUGUUAUCAAUGGUGCUUCAAAGCCUGGACAUGGGCCCCUGAUUGAUGUCACACGAGUUGAAGAAGUCAUGAUACUGAAACUGUUGCCCCUUCUUCCAAAGCCCACAAAAAAGAUCCAUAGCAAUGUCAAUAGAUCUACAGUCCAGAUCACUAACACGGUGUGGGAUACAAAGGUGCUGCUGAAGCUGUGUGCCAAGGAUUACAAAACCCACUUUGAAGCCCUGGUCCAGAAUGACUUGGCUGUAUUUGAGGAGAGGAGACUCCAGGACCUGCUCCUCUGUAGAGCCCAGGCACCCAGUCACUCAGUCAAGGUGGCUGAGAAUGACUUCCUUGGAGUCUGGGACGAGAGACUGUCAGAACUGUUGGACAGGAGAGAAGAUUACCUCCAGAAAAUGAACAGUGUUUUGAAGAAGCUUGAGGAGAGCCUGGCCGCUCACCCAGCAGCAGUGUCAGAGGAGCUGAGUGUGCGAGAGAGGAGCAACGAGGAGCUGAGUGCUCUAUGCAUGGUCCACUCACCUGACUCAGCAGCAGUGGAGAGCUUCCUGGAGCGAGAGCUGGCCCGGCGCUCUGCUUUGGCACAGGCCAACACACUGGCUCUCCAGGGAUUGCGAGAUGAGCGCUGUGGUCUGCUCAGAGAGCUAGGUGUGGUCCGAGCACAGGCUGACAGUCAGCUGAAAGAAGAGAGGAGUAAGACUUCUACUCUGCUGCAGAUACUGGAGCGUGCCCCCGUCAAGACUGAAGCUGACCUGCUGAGGGACAACCAGCAACUUGCCCUGCAACGUCAGCAGUUGGAUGGAGAAAUCAAGGAAAUGCAGAUGCGAGUUGAGCAGCUGGAAGAGGACCAGAUCAAAGCUGCCGAUAGCGUCUCGAACCACAAACAAGCCACCCAGCUCCUACAAACUGAGCUUCAGGAUGCUUGUGCCAAAGUCAAGGACAGGGAGGGCUCCAUUCAAAUCCUAAAAGAGAAACUCAGAGAGACGGAGGUUCUGGCUAAGAGAAGAGCAUCACCUAGUGCUCUUGAGCUUGAAGAGCUGAAGGCUAAAGUUGUGAAAAUGGAGUUGGAGACGACUGCAUCAUCCUCUAAACACCAAGAAGAGUUACUGAGGAUGACCACGGUCCUGAACCACAAGGAGGACGCUCUGAGGACGCUGAAGGAGACUCUGAGAAGAUCACGACAGGAGGGAGAACAGUCAUUCAAUGAGGGACAGGAUCUGCAUGCCAGACUGACAACCACCAGAGGACGCACGGUCCAAAGCAACAUUCUCCUUGAAAAGAACAAACUUGAGGAGGAAGUGAAAAGGCUACAGAGCAACAUUUCAGAAUUGGAGAGCCUUGUGUCCACUCAGCAGGGUGAGAUCACAAAAUGGAAGGCUAGAGCAAUUAAGCUGAAGGAGAAGAGGAGGGACCUGGUAGACAAGCCUCUGUCUCCAUGUACUCCUACAAAACGACACCUUCCCAUGAGUUCUGAGGACUUCCUCAACUCUCCCAAGAGGUUCCUUGACUCUCCCAAGAGGUUCCUUGACUCUCCCAAGAGGUUCCUUGACUCUCCCAAGAGGUUCCUUGACUCUCCCAAGAGGUUCCUUGACUCUCCCAAGAAGUUCCUCGACUCUCCCAAGAGCAAGUUCUUCGAUGUCCGUCCAGGCUCUGAAUCCAUGUCGAUCAACUGUCCCAAGCAGUUUUUUGAUAACUCCAACCUUGGAACCAUUCAAGAGGUUGCGGGUAUUCCCAUAUCAGAUAUGGAGGCUGAUGGAAGUGCAGAAGAGGGUAAUUGGUGGAAUGUUAUCCCCUGUGUUUGGGAUAAAACACAGUGUGGUGUUAUUACUAAUUGGAGCACAAACACAUUUACGUCAUUUAGCAGACGCUCUUAUCCAGAGCGACUUACAAAUUGGUGCAUUCACCAGUGGCAACCACUUUACAAUUUUUUUAAACGUAUAUUUAUAUAAACACAUCUUCUGGCUGUUAGUCACUUGUCACAUACUGGUGUAAUAGAGUGAGGUAUCAUAGGGGUUGGUAACAAAAUUGUGCUAACACUUCAUCACUGUUACUAACGCUAACUCUAUCUUUGGAAUUUUAACCUACACCAGGCUUGCUUUGAUUCUACAUUGUUUGACUUGGUAUUGUUUUGGCUGAUUUUGGUCUUU